This is a messenger RNA of Racocetra persica, 245 nucleotides long. Lineage: Eukaryota; Fungi; Glomeromycota; Glomeromycetes; Diversisporales; Gigasporaceae. The record is from the annotation of a GenBank genome assembly.
CGUCAAUCAUCUGGCUCCUCAGUCGUCUCACUUGGUUCUGGAGUUACGGAAAGUUUACCAUUCAUAGACCCUCAACAUUUAAAAGUAACUUCCUAUAAACGCAAUAAGAGCUCUGACGUUUACAGCUUUGGUGUAAUUCUGUGGAUAAUCUCUAGUGGGCAGCAACCAUUCGAAUCGAUUAAUGGGCAGCAACUAUCUAUUUUUCAUUGGUUUUUCGUAAAAUUAGAGGAGAAAGAGAAAAGCCA